Bipolaris victoriae FI3 is the source of this 174-nucleotide messenger RNA. RefSeq lists its product as hypothetical. The transcript has a single exon. NCBI's taxonomy places the organism in Eukaryota, Fungi, Ascomycota, Dothideomycetes, Pleosporales, Pleosporaceae. The annotation marks the transcript as partial. The record is from RefSeq and is a predicted model, not a curated record.
GCCGUCCCUGGCUGGUGGCUCUACUGCCCUCUGGCCAAGCGGAAGAGCGGACCCAGUGUGGGCAAAGAGGAGCAUACCACAAGAAUACAACCCUCUUCUAGACCAAGUAUAUCGAGAAGCGAGACCGGGGCUAACAAAGUUAGUUCUGUGCUAAGAAACACGUGGGGUGAAUAA